UUUUAUGCCGGUCAGAACUACUUAGCCAUUAACCUUCCCCCAAACCAUGAUUCAUUCCCAUCGUGUGGGGGGUUUCCAACGAAAAUUUAGCGUCCUCUGCCGGUAGCGCGCGAGCAUGCUGGGGAAGCAAAUGAAACCGGUUUCAUCUUGCGUGCUGAACUGCGCAACGGUGCAAGUGUGAUUGUAUGUUUCAAUUUACUUCCCACAGCCGUGGAGGAUGGUCGCAAUAAUGGCGCAGUCGUCAGUAGUACUGCUCUGGAAGAUAAUCGUGUUGGCGCUGAUUGUUGGGCGAGCCUGCGGAGUCCUGUUGUCAAUCAACUCCAAAUUAGCGGAAGACAUGGCCACGGCGUUUCUGCCCAACGAGCGUGAAUCUAUUGAUGAUUGUCAUCUCCGAUACUACAAAUUCGGACAAGGUCCGGAACCGUUGCCUGCCUUCGGGAGGCCAGCAUACUUGCGCGAGUUCGCACACAUGGCCGCCGUCGGCUGGACGCGGGACGGUGGCAAAGUCGACUGGAGCUGUGGUGGAUCGCUGAUCUGGGAAAAUUAUGUGCUAACGGCGGCCCACUGCGCAGCAGACGAUAAUACGGUCGAACCCGAUGUGGUUCGCCUUGGUGAUAUUAAUCUGUACGACGAUUCCGAUGACGAGUACGCGCAGCAGCUUAAGAUUGUCGAAAUUAUACGUCAUCCGGAGCAUCGAUUCAGCUCGCGGUAUCAUGAUCUGGCGCUGUUACGACUGGAGAGGAACGUGAAACUGCACGACACAGUGGCUCCGGGAUGUCUGUGGAACGACGAGGAGAUACCGUUCCCAUCGAUGGAAGCAACCGGCUGGGGCUCAACAGGGUUCGGUCAAGCGAACACUCCCAUACUGCUGAAGGUAUCGCUGAGCGUCGUGCAGAAGGCGGCGUGCGACCAGCACUAUCGGAUAGGUGAUCGUGGGCUGAAGCAGGGCCUGCAGGACUAUCAUCUGUGUGCGGGUGACAUUAAGAUGGACACCUGUCCGGGAGAUUCCGGUGGACCACUGCAGAUAAAGUUGCUUUCCAACGCAAAGAUGACACCGUUCAUCGUGGCGGUUACCUCCUUCGGUAGCAUCUGCGGACAAUCGUUACCGGGCGUGUACAUGAAGGUGUCACCGUACAUACCCUGGAUACGGUCGGAGCUGGCGAAACGAGGCGAGCAGAUACAGGAAUGGAGCUUCAAGCCUUAUGCCUGUGCCUUAAGAUAUGUACAUCUGCGCGAGUACGAGGAUGACGUCGUGCAGUCGAAAUCGGAAAGUUUUGAGUCGCUAGAUUCCAGUAAGGCCCACAUGAACAUCAUCUCCUCGGUACAGACGGUCAAAAUCCAUUGGCCAGCGGGUACGAAGGGUCCGGACGACUGUUACGGUGUUAUCAUCGACGAGGAUACCGUUGUAACGCUUGCCCAGUGUGCCGUUUUUCAAAGGAUGACUGCGUCACAUAUAAUCGAUUCGAACAAUACGCGCAACAGCGUGGUAAAAGCGCACCGCCAUCCCCAGUACAGGCCGAACUCGUACUACAACAAUUUGGCCAUUCUAAAGGUGAAGGAUAGGUUCCGGUUUUCAUCCCGGUUCGUUCCUGCCUGCAUAUGGAGCAACAGAACACUUCCCGAUCCUCGAUUCUACGUUACCGGGCAGGGUCGGCUGGAUUUGAACCAGUUUAGCUACGCAACUGAAAUGCUCAAGGAGUACAAACCACAGAUCGUGCAGCUAUCGCCGCGGGCCGACAUUCACCUGCAGUCGAACUGUAGCGUCCCGGAGGAAUAUCUCUCGCGGCUCGGGAACGGUCUCGCACCGGAACAUCUGUGCUUCGGUAGCAAACCGUUCCUGGUGCCGGAAUCCUGCCAGCUGCUGCUCGGUGCACCGCUCAGGCGCAACAUUUGGCGCUAUGGACUGCACUUUGAGCACAUCUACGCGCUCAAUCUGUUCGGCAAGGAUUGUGGCUUUGGCCGUUCGGCUGUAGCGACCCGACUGGGAUUGCAUCUCGAGUGGAUGAAGUCGGUGCUGCUGCCCAACUAUAAAGCGUCCGACGAUGCGGUACAUUUCAUAAACUCAGAUCUGCACGAACGUGACCGGUGUACGGCUCCGGACGGGAGCGACGGACUCUGCACGAAUAUCCAGCGCUGUCCGAAGGUGGCGUACGAUGCUCAGGUAAACCGGAACGUGCGGCUUUGUAAGGAUGGCUCGCUGGUGUGUUGUCCGUAUGAGUACAUCAGCAACGGUACGCGUGUCAGUGCAGCCGCUGCGGAGCUGGAUGACUGCGAGACCCGCUACCGGAUGUUCCACGAGCAGUUUGAAUACUGGCAAAUGAAUAGAAUCGAUCGUUACUAUCACUCGGUUUUCAUCGGAUGGGAGCAGAAUGGACAAACCGAGUGGGAAUGCUCCGGAACCCUCAUUACGCGCAGCUUGGUGGUUGCGUCCGCGUACUGUCUGACGGGUUCAGGAGCUCCGCCGACGGUUGUCAACGUUGGUGCGGGUAAUAUGAACGCCACCUGGUACAAUCCGAAGGUCGUCCGCAUCCGGGAAGUGAUCGUCCAUCCCAACUACGACUCUACAACGCUACUGCACGACAUUGGACUGUUGCGAUUGGACGGGGCCAUUGUUCCGACGGCUCGCAAGUAUCCGAUCUGCCUGUGGCAAAACGAAACCCACACACCGUUCUUCCUCUACAGUAUGGCUAUAGCCAACGAUGAAGCCCAGUUCAUAUCGAGCUAUCCGAAGUACAACCGCGACUGUCAGGAGUAUCUGGGCGAGCAGGGACCGCGCCAAUUGCGUUCGACCGAGCUGUGCACGGACGUUAUGGAGUACGAUCCACGCGCGCUGAGCGGAGAUCCACUGAUCUGGUACAAGCGUAACACGGCCGAUAACUCCUCGACGCAGUAUUUGGUCGGGAUAGUAAGCUACGGUCGCUCGCCGGAUCAGCUGAUCGUGCACACGCGCAUAGCCUCGUACGUAGCAUGGAUUAAGAGUGUUGUAUAGGUGAGGCUGAUGCUGAAUAAUAAAACAUGGACAUGCUGAGCAACUUGCGUUAACUUCACAAUUUGCUGCGAUCUUUGGAAUAAACGUCCGGUGAGAUCACUAUUUACA
This is a messenger RNA of Anopheles stephensi (Asian malaria mosquito), 3097 nucleotides long. RefSeq lists its product as uncharacterized. The coding region runs from base 218 to 2989 and encodes 923 amino acids. Lineage: Eukaryota; Metazoa; Arthropoda; Insecta; Diptera; Culicidae. The record is from RefSeq and is a predicted model, not a curated record. Gene Ontology annotation, biological process: proteolysis. The transcript is spliced from 12 exons. Gene Ontology annotation, molecular function: serine-type endopeptidase activity.